UGAAAAUGCAGAGGUUAACUUUCCUUCUCUAUGCUGGUUUUGGAAUUGUGUUGCCUUCUCAUGCGGGGAUGACGUGAGGAAGACUUGGUGGGCGUAUGGAGUGGUGGGGGAGGGGGAAGUGCAGCUAACCUUCAGGGCAGAGGAAGAUGAAGGACAACACUCCGGUCCUCAGCUUCCACCUUUCCCAAACUCUAUCCGUGACCAGUGAAGAAUGGGAGGGAACAGGGAGGGGCGCCGGCAUGAGCGGGGAGGGGCGGGCGAAGAGCUUCUGGACAUAUCUCACCAGCACCAGGCAGGGGAGGGGAGGGGAGGGGAGAGGAGGGGCGGGCAGGUGUUGUGAACUGGACGCGUUUGAAUACCCCGGCCCGACGGUGUAUGGUUGGUUGCCCACAGUCACGUGACCGCCUCAGUGGUAACCAUGUUGAGGGAAAUAUCGAGGGCUCACUUCCGCUGGGCGUGCCGGUGUGAGUGCGGGGUGGGAGGGGAGCACCCGUGGGUGCAGGGGGAACAACAACACCCUCUCCUGCGUCAGGUUACUGAAAAGGAAGAAAAUGAAGACACAGAGUGUGGUGGCAUCAGCGGAGGGGCGGGCAGCAGCGGCCAUGGCCGACCACCACCACUGGUUCAGUACUCAACCACGCAGGGCUGUCGUCGGCCCGCACUCUCCGUGGUCACCCGUCGCCCCCCACUCCGCCCGCCCGACGUUCGCGCCGCGAGUGCCCCGCCUCAGCGUCUCCGCCCGUCGCUCCCGCCGCGGGUUGUCCUCGAGCCGCUCAGCAGCCGGCACAGCAGGAAGAGCGUGUGUCGGCGCGGCGGAGUGAGGCCACAGCAAGGCCAGUGUGGUGGUGCGGCGUGAUGAGUGUGGCGACCUUGGCAGUGGUGUGCCCCACAGGUGCAGGGACCCUGCCACGCCCCCUGUUGCUGGCACUGCACGUCACGCCUCAGGCCGGCACAGUCUGAGGCACCGGUGCCGCAACACCAGUGCGUCGCCAGGUACACCACCAUGAUGUCCCUCAGUGCCGGCGAGUGUUCCUUGGCGGGGUUCGGUUUGCCGCAGGUGGGAGCCGCGCCCUCACCCAGCCACGCCCACCUGGACUACAACGACAACGUGACGGCCUCGCCCAUGGCCGCCCACCCAGGAGAGGGCGGCGGCCCGCACUAUGCGACACAGGGCAACCUCAUGGGCGGGCCAUACCACCCUGCGGGGCUGCCGGGCCAACUGGAGUGUUCCUUGAGCCCCUCCCCGCUGCGGUCCCUCCACCCCGGGGCCGCCCAUCCUGGAGGACUCAUGUACCCGAGCCCCACCCCUCUACUCCCCCACCUGCAGCACCAGCAGCACCACCACCAUCCCCACCACCACCCUCACCACCACCCCAGGGGGCUGGAGCCCUACCCCGGCAGUGGCGGCGGCCCCCGCUGGGAGGGCGGCGGCGGUGCGGGGCGGUGCGGUGCCGGAGAAAAGGCGAGGCGGGAGCAGCGCAUCCGGCGUCCCAUGAACGCCUUCAUGGUGUGGGCGAAGGUGGAACGUAAGAAGCUGGCAGACGAGAACCCGGACCUGCACAACGCCGACCUCUCCAAGAUGCUGGGUAAGAAGUGGCGCUCCCUCACUCCUACGGACCGCCGCCCAUACGUGGAGGAGGCGGAGAGGCUCAGGCUAAGGCACAUGGCGGAGCAUCCCAACUACAAGUACCGCCCGCGACGCCGCAAGCAACAACAGCCCAAGAAACCCAGUGGGCCUCAGCAGUCCUCCUUGGGUUCCUCUGGCCAGCACGGGACGCAGCCACCGGGGAGAAGGGUCCAGGAAGAAGCCGUGACCCCGACCCCUACUGUGAGUGUCUCCUCGUCCCUCAACACCCCGGAGACUUCCCCAGGUAGCUCCCCAGACCCUGACCCGCGCAGGGCGUCCCACCCCCACCACCACCACCACCACCGCUCUCAUACUGGCUCCUCAUCCUCGUCCGGUGUCGGAGGAGGCCCGCUGCCCACGCCGCCUGAGGUGUCGCCCGGGGCGGGUCCGGAAGAGGAUGCCACGCCCGUGUCGCGGCUUAUCUCCAUGUUUGAGCGCGCCCCAGCCUUCCCCGACGCCUUCCACUCCCUCAGCAGCAUCGUGUCCUCCUACAACCCCGCCUCGUCCCCUGACGCAGGAGGGAGUGAAGGAGACGAGGCGCUGGAAGGCAGCUACUCACAGACCCCCGACCCUCGCCCCGCCCAGGAGAGCGAGGCCCCCACACACUACCCUCCCCUGAACAGCCCCAGAGAAAAGCUCAUGUGCUGCCCAGCUGACAACUCGCCGCGGGGGGAUGCCGUCAGAGUCCCCUGUAGGGAGUAUAACACGCCCCCAGCCCCUGCCCCUCCCACGGCUCCCCCAGCACCGCCACCACACCACCAACACGCCGUCAAAGCUGAGCCGCCGUCAGUGCCGCAGGUGCCGUGCGUCUAUCCCGCCGCCUCUGCCCCCUCCCCCGCUCCUCCCCCUGCCACACCCAUGAUCUACGGCUACUCCCCGGGACCACACCCUCCCUACCCUGCCAUGGCUCCCCCGCCCAUGGUGCCCUACCAGGGGCCAGGCGGGCCACACCAAGGCCACUACCCCACCGUAGGCCAGGUGGGCCACGACGUGGACCUGGACGUGGACCGCGCCGAGUUUGACCGGUAUCUGAGUGGGCAGGAGUGUGGGGGAGCGGGGCGGCCACAGCAGCAGGUGGUGGGCGGGAGCGGAUGGGCGGCGCCACACCCGCCACACCCGUCCCAGUGCCACCCGCGCCAGGAUUACCGCCACGACUACCAGGAGCAGUACCGGGAAGCGAGCGAGGCCGUCUACCGGGAGGAGCAGCUGCGUCUGGAGUACCGGAGCGACGCCCUGGCCCACUACAGGGAGGAGGGCAACCCCUAUCCCCGGGAGGAGUACCCCGAGGAAGAGUACUCGCGGCUGCAUCACUACCGGGGGGAGCGGCAGCAGUACCCCGGGGAGCAGGUGUACCGGGGCUAUGAGGGCAGCAUGGGUUACCCGGGGGAAGAGUACCGGGGGCCCGUGGGCGGCGUGGGCAGCACCUUCGUCAGCGCCCUGGCCGAUGUGAGGCACGUGUAUUAUGAGACGUAGUUAAUCCCCACCCCCACCCACUCCCUAAUCCCCCUCCCAACCCUACCCAUCCCUCUCCUCUCUCUCUCUCUCUCUCUCUCUCUCUCUCUCUCUCUUACUCCACUCGAAAGAUAAUCUUCUCUCCUCUCCUCCUCUCCUCUUCCUCCUCCUCCUCCUCCUCCUCCUCCUCCUCCUCCUCCUCCUCCUCCUCCUCCUACCCCAAGACGAUUAUUCCAACAAAUUACUUAAUCACUGAAAUUAUGUUAACUCCUGUGAACACGCAGGAGGGACGGGAGAGGAGGGGGAGGGAAGGGAGGAGAAGAUUGUGGCAAGCCCCUCCCUCCCUUCCAUCCUUCCCUCCCUCCUCCCUUUCCCUCUUGAGCGUGGAGAGAACAAGACAAACAGCAGCGCGGUUGACCACUUCUUGUUUAGGAAAUUUUAAUCAAUGCUUGGGCCAUCCUGCGCAUCCCAUUGUUACACACACACACACACACACACACACACACACACACACACACACACACACACACACACACACAAACCUGUCCCCGCCCAACAGUACAUCCACAAACACCGCCCCCUCACGCACACACAGACACACAAGGAACAAAAAAUAUUGUAUGAAGAGAGGAGGAAAAAACAAAAAUAAGUUUAUCGUGGCAACAAUGCAAUACCACCCAUUCAUGUAGCUGCGCCCACCACCACCACCACCACCAACACAACCACCACCACCACUGCAUCCACUCCGACCGCCACACGCACCCUGGCCACCCCCCACCCCCCACCACACACACUUUUACCUGCCACACACCUCUAAUACACCUGGCGCAAAAACUCACGUCACCUACCAACAUUUACCCACCUUUCACAAGAACACGUGAGCUCGCCAGGUGAACGCAGCACAGGAUUGAUCGCUCCAAGAAACAUACUAAAGUAAAGACACACGCUUCUUGAUUUGGGGGUGAAAUAUGAGGGAUUGCAGAGGACAAGAGGUAGUGAUAGAUGUUUUGGCUCCUUAUAUUAUGUGUUACUCUGUACUGAUUAAUAAGAAAGAUAGGACAGCACAAUAAAAGACUGAUCUCUUCUCCCCUGUCAUUAUUCUGCCAAAGCUUUUUCUUCUUAUGAUGCGUUCCUGUAACUUCAUUUCUAUAAACUUCUCUUCUUAUAAUAUUCUUUUUCCAUACUCUCUCUCUCUCUCUCUCUCUCUCUCUCUCUCUCUCUCUCUCUCUCUCUCUCUCUCUCUCUCUCUCUCUCUCUCUCUCUCUCUUUUUAGCUUCUUUCUUACCCAUUUCCUAUAAAACCCCUCUUCUUAUAGCACUCUUUUCCAUAAUUUCUCUUUUCUAUACCUUUUUUUCUCAGCCCCUAUAACACAUUUCUUAUAUCCUUUUCCUGUAACACUCUUCUACUUAACCAUCUUUCUCAUACUCAUUCCUUAUAAUUUCUUUCUUACUGCUGCAACACUUUCAUAUAUCCUUUUUCCUAUAAUUUUCUUCCUUAUUUACCUUUGCCUACACUUUCACCCUGCUAUGUUCCCUAUAAUCUCUUUCUUUUUCACAUAACAUAGCUUGUCCUAUACGCUCUGUCUCCCUGUCCCGUUAACUCAUGUCUUUUGGUAAUGCCCAUUCCAUCCUCAACCGUUUCUUUCUUCCUUUUCUACCCUUCCUUCUUUUCUCGUCGCCUUUUUAUCCCAUCCCUGCCUAUUCUGUUCGUGUCUUUCUGGCAGAUCCUUCCUUAAUCUCAUCCUCACUUUUCCUUUCUCCAUCUUCAACCGUUUCUUUUUUUCCUUAUUCUUUCCUUAUUGCUUUCCUUUUCGCCUUUUCAUUCCAUUCCUGCCUGUUCUAUUUAUGUCUUCCUGUUAGAUCCUUCCUCAGUUUUAUCCUCACCACUCCACCUCUUCUUUCUCCAAGCAUACCUCGUUCCCCCUCACUCCUUGCAUUGCUCCCGCUCUUCCCGCUCCUCUCAACCUCAUUUCUUCCUUUCCCGCCUCGCCCACCCCGGCUCCACCCAAUCCCAGGUAGAAGUAUGUGGUUUGGGGGAAAAAUCUGACGCCCACCUCACACCGCUGACCCAAAAGAGAGGGAAAUGUAACAAUGAAACAAUAAACUAACCGCCUCUACCGCUGGCAUGCUGCUGAUAUAACCCCGGAAAAAAAUGACAGAAGAAAAAAGAAAUGAGAUUGUUAUGAAAUUUCAGUGAGAAUAAGAUGAUGUGAUAACAGUGACAGUGAUCCAUUUCGUGCCAAAAAAAAAACAAAAAAAUAAAUAGAUAAAUAAAUAUGUAAAUAAAUAAAUAAAAAGUGGAGUUUGGAUUAGAAAAGGAAGAAAAUUUAUUAUUUUCAUGACACGAUAGAAAAUAAUAUGAGGAAAGGAUGUGUGUGUUUUUUUUUAAUAUAGAAAAAAAAGUGUAUAUGUAAAAUUAACAGUUGAAUGUAAAAAAAAAAGACAUGUAACUUUUUUUUAUGAAUACUUCAAGUAUAGAAGAUAAGACGGUGUUUUCUUUACUUUUUAUUUUUUUACCUUCCUAUUCUUUAUUUCCGAGUACUUUUUCUUUUAUCUUCCUCCUUACAAUUAUUUGCUUUUCUUUUCUAUUUUCUUAAGAUAUUUUCAUUUCCUCCCUCUUUCCUUAAAAAUAUUUGGUUUUCUGCCCUUUUUAUUUUUCUUCAGUUACCUUUUCCUACUUUUUCUCUAGAGCCAAACCAGAAGGAAUGAGUGGCCGGUGUACAUACAGAGAGUGGAGUGAAUGACAUCACCACGCAGCAUAAGAUAGGGUAGGUAGGUGUGUCUGUAGACGUAAGACAUUGUAGGAACAGUAGACGUGCAGUGUGUGUGUGUGUGUGUGUGUGUGUGUGUGUGUGUGUGUGUGUGUGUGUGUGUGUGUGUGUGUGUGUGUGUGUGUGUUUACAGU
Molecule: messenger RNA, 5983 nt
Organism: Scylla paramamosain (green mud crab)
Lineage: Eukaryota; Metazoa; Arthropoda; Malacostraca; Decapoda; Portunidae
Product: trithorax group protein osa-like
Exons: 6
Coding region: 1004-3100 (698 amino acids)
Biological process (GO): anatomical structure morphogenesis; cell differentiation; regulation of DNA-templated transcription
Molecular function (GO): RNA polymerase II cis-regulatory region sequence-specific DNA binding; DNA-binding transcription factor activity, RNA polymerase II-specific
Source: RefSeq, a predicted model, not a curated record